Messenger RNA from Neodiprion virginianus, 3996 nucleotides. RefSeq names its product tubulin monoglutamylase TTLL4-like. The coding region runs from base 1377 to 3083 and encodes 568 amino acids. The transcript has 7 exons. The record is from RefSeq and is a predicted model, not a curated record. Gene Ontology annotation, cellular component: cilium; SCF ubiquitin ligase complex. Gene Ontology annotation, biological process: protein polyglutamylation; SCF-dependent proteasomal ubiquitin-dependent protein catabolic process; microtubule cytoskeleton organization. Gene Ontology annotation, molecular function: tubulin binding; tubulin-glutamic acid ligase activity. NCBI's taxonomy places the organism in Eukaryota, Metazoa, Arthropoda, Insecta, Hymenoptera, Diprionidae.
AUCAACCUUGAAUAACCUCGAUCAUCUAGCGUGUUAUCCGAAUUCUGCGCAUUCGAACGCCCUGCCGUCGUCAAUCCGUAUUUACAUUCUACAUACACUUCCGCUCUGCCAUGUGCGGAAUAAAUUAGCCAUUCCUUAGUCAGUAAUCGAUCGUCGAUUCGUUUCUGUCUGACUGUAAUCCCAACGUUUCAUCGCGUGUCUCUUAAUAUUCGUAUUUGCGAGAAAGUGCUAACUUCAGUUCGUUCCGCCUCGUCUGCGAUCCACAUAAGACGAAGCACAACAAACAAAGGUCAAUCGUGCGUGUCGGUCGGUAUUCGCGUAUAUUCAUCUCUGUCAGAAAAACAUUCGAUUAUCUCCCCUUCAGUUGUUUGGUCCGAAUGAAAUCUCACGAUUCGUGUGACAUUGAAAUUGCCCUCAAGUACACGUACUCAAACAUUACUCGGAAAAAUAUUCCGCGCGUGUAAUGUACGCAUGUUUGUGUUUGAUGUGAAACAUCCGUACGUCGAGUGAAUACCUAAAAUAAAUAAGGCUCGCCAACAAAAAGAUUCAACGAGGUUGACAGCGAUCGCGGGGAACCCGAAGGAGAGGAUAAAUUUAGUGCGCGUUGAUUGAACACACUGAUCACUUGUCACAAAUUCACAGACGAAACGAUAUCGUCGGUGGUUUCAGCUGUAAGAGAGACUGUUGUAUCAUCCUGUAAUAAUUUUCACGUGUGUGUGUGUGAAUAACAAUCGAGACUUAAUGGACGCUACAAAAAUUUCUUGGCAUAGGAAAAUCGGCGACGAGUUGUAACGAUGAACACUGUCGCCGAAGGAAAAUUUACGAUUCAAACAAAGUGAAGUGAGAAAAUUGGAUCCGUGCCAACGUGCGGCUGAUUUAUAUCACGUGACGUGUAAAACCGAGAGGAGACGAUUAGUCGCCGAAUUAAUCUUGCAUCGUUAGUUCUCCUUAACAUAUUUAUGUGAGUGUUGGUGAAGUGUCUUCUUCUUCUCCUUCCUCUUCGUCUUUCGAUUGGAGACCUCCCGGAGCAGCUGGUAGGCUGGUGGUGUUUAUCCUAGGAUACACAAGUGAGUGCAGUGUUGAGACGAUAAGUCUGUUCCCAUCACUUAUCAAGUCAUAAGUCUCUACAUGAAGCUGUUCGCCACGGUGCAACCUAAUAGGAUAAUCGUAUCGUUUCAUCAUUCGAGGAUUUGACGGUUGGGAUUCUUCGAUCGACUAAAAAUACUACGAGGAGAAAACAAAAUUCUACAAAGACAAAGUGCAACGGAAGCACACAGAAGAAGGAGAAGAAGAAGAAAAAGAAGAAGAAGAAGAAGAAGAAGAAUUCAUAAGAGCAGUAGACGGCAUCGACGAGGCGAGUCGGUGGUGCGGGAAAGAUGAAAGCGACAGGAUGCGAAGACAACGGAACCGGAUCCGGCGGUAAAGCGGUCGGACAUGGGGUCGUCGAGGAUUCGGAGCGUUCCAAAGACGAGGAGAAUUUGUCGCAGCAACCCCAACCGCUGGUAGGUGAAGCUGGGCCCAGCGGCGACGAGACGAUCAGAACCCCUUUGAGACGUAGCCUCUUCGCCCACGUGGCACCCUACGUGGUCUUCCAGCCUCUCGAUGCGAGGGGACCGACACUGCCGAGUGCAAUUGGUAGGCACCUGAAGUGGCGAAUGAGUCCGAUAACACCGCUGCUAGUCCGGCGAACGGUGACGAACUCGGGGUACCGUAUGGUGCAUCAAUCGCCGGAAUGGUGCGGGGUCUGGGGAAAGCACAUGAAGAGCCUGAACUUCAAGUCGGUCCGCGAGUCCCAGAAGGUAAACCACUUUCCCGGGACCUAUCAGCUCGGGCGUAAGGACCGACUGUGGCGGAACCUUAGCAGGAUGAUUGUCAAGUACGGUAAGAAGGAGUUCGGAUUCGUUCCCAGGACCUUCGUUCUCCCGCAGGAACUCAGGUGCUUCAAACAGGUCUGGGAGAAGGCCGCCGGACGCGAGAAGUGGAUCAUCAAGCCCCCAGCGUCCGCCCGCGGUACCGGAAUUCGCGUCGUUCAUCGCUGGUGCCAGAUCCCGAAGAAGAAGGCCGUCAUCGUCCAGCAAUACCUCUCGAAGCCGAUGCUCAUCGACGGCGCGAAGUUCGACCUCAGACUCUACGUCCUUGUGACCAGCUUCAACCCCCUCAGGCUCUACAUCUAUCCGGACGGCUUGGUCCGUUUCGCCUCCGAGAAGUACGUCGAGGACUUGAACUGUCUGAGCAACCGGUUCAUGCACCUGACCAACUACAGCAUCAACAAGGCCAGCGCCAGCUACACAAGCAACGACAGCGCUGACUCGUGCGCCGGGCACAAGUGGACCCUAAAAACUCUCUGGUCGUACCUCAGGGAAAAGAAGAACGUCGACGUGGAUCGACUCUGGGUAGCGAUGAAGGACAUCGUCGUUAAGACGAUGGUCUCGGCCGAGGCCUCGAUCGACUCGCUCACCUGGGGUAACGUCGCCUCGAGGUACACCUGCUACGAGCUCUUCGGAGUCGACAUCCUCCUCGACGAACACCUCAAGCCUUGGCUUCUCGAGGUCAACAUCUCGCCCUCGCUCCAGUCCUCGUCACCGCUGGACGUCGCCGUCAAGGCGCCGAUGAUCAGGACCGUGUUCAAUAUCGUUGGCUUCCAACUUCCGCCGGCCGCGAUGCCUCCCGCUAUUCUCGAGGAGUUCGCCAAACGGCACAACCUCGAUCCUGUUCGCCAGGACUUGAGGGUCCACCACGUCAGUCUCGAUAACGCGGAGAAGACAAAGCACAACCUGUUCUCCAACCAGCACAAGCGGGAGAGGUACCUUCAGGACAUAAUCGAGGACCUCACACCCGACGACGUAAGAAACCUGAUCAUAUACGAGGACGAACUUACGCAGCUCGAGUCCUUCGAGAAGAUCUUUCCGACCAAGACCAGCCACGAGUACCUCCAAUACUUCGAAGUUCCGAGGUACUACAACAAGCUCUUCGACGCAUGGGAGACAAAGUACGCAGAUAACAGGACCGAGGGCAUCACCAGGCUUCAAAACUUGUGCUUGGCGAAGUACCAUUUGAUUCAACCGGCAAAAGCGGUAGUUUAGAUAGACGAUAGAUAGUUAGGCAAACGCAAUUAUCGAAGAGAGGGGGGGGGGGGGGGGAAGGACGACUAUUCGUCGUUGGUGCAUGACUCCUAAUUUUUAUAACUUGGUAACAACUUGAGUGCCAAUUUUUAUAACUUCGUAACAACUUGACUGCCAAUUUUUAUAACUUCGUAACAAUUCGACUGCCACCUCGAUAUAGAGACGUGUCAAAUUUUUAUCUGAAUGUUGUAGAAACGAAUUAGUUUAUCCCGCUGCCUCAUUGUGCUAUGUCUUAUGACUAUUUCUCUUUCUCUCUCUGACUCUCUCCCUCUUUUUUUAAUACCUACAUUUUUUUUAUUUUUCAUGUUUAAUCAUCGUCCAUUAUAGACUUAUCGUAUCACACAUUAUACGGAAUUACAAUACUUGUAUAUACAUUACGGCGGUCUUCAUUUGGGUGUCGGAAAAAUUUGCUCCUCCCGAUCUGUUCCAAAUCAUUCAAAAAAAAAUUUGUUCAAAAUUUCAAGGCUCUAUGUCAAAUGGAACACGUGCCAAACGAAAUAACUGGUUAUAAAAACUACAUAUAUUUUAAAUUUUAAACUUUCAGACAGACCUUAAGGCACGUGUUCCAGUUGACGUAGAGGCUUGAGACUUUACAGUUUUUUUUUUUAACGAUUUGAAAAAGGUCUGGGGGGCGUUCCAAUGAAAAUUUUUUCGACUCCGAAAUAAGGACCACCCUAAUAUACGUAUAAUGUGCGAAUGCACAUACACGUAUACGGUGUUACGUGACAUGGUGAAAUUAUUUUUAAAACAACGAUGUGCCUUACGAAACAUAAUUGAAUAUAUUUCUAAGUAAAGGCGAUUAUUAGUUUUACGAAAUAAAAUACUCCAUAAAACCCGUUACAUCCAUAUUAUGCUGUAAUACCAGUAAAUCUCA